Molecule: messenger RNA, 926 nt
Organism: Osmerus eperlanus (European smelt)
Lineage: Eukaryota; Metazoa; Chordata; Actinopteri; Osmeriformes; Osmeridae
Exons: 7
Coding region: 71-631 (186 amino acids)
Source: RefSeq, a predicted model, not a curated record
GCCUACAGAACAUUCGUUAUACAUCUGGAAGACAGAACCGUGAUCUCUGUCAGCUUGAAAGAUCAGGAAAAUGAAGGAUACAUUUCAUUCAGAUGAGCACAUGCUUAUCAUCAUUCCAUUGGGCAGUCUUAAAGAUGCUCAAGAGGGCCAGUUAAUGCCGGAGAAUUUCCACUGUGUGUUUAAAGAUGUCUACAAGGUGUUCUUGAAGGGACAGCCCAAAGCACUGGGGAUGGCUCAGUUCAUUGCUGGAGUUCUCAUACAAAUUCUUGGUGUACUGAUUGGAAAAUCACAUGACUUGUUGUAUACUGUGCCUAGUGUCCUUUUUUUCCUCUCAGGAAUGCUGACAUAUGUAGCUGGUCAGUCUCCAAACAUGUGUGUGACAAAACUGUCAUUUUCAGUGAACAUCACCAGCUUUUUCUGGUCCAUUGCGGCUUUUACUCUCUGCGCCCUUAAUGUGUAUUCUGCAACAAACCGUAUAGCGGUAGAACAAGGGAUCCAAAUCAUUAUUGCAGCUCUCUUGAUCAUCGAAAUGUUUGUUGCCAUGGUCUUGAUCUACUGGGAGAGUAAAGCAGUUUGCAGACAACAUUUCAACAUUCUGCCAGUGCUCACUCUCAAGCAGAUGGGGAACUAAAAGAUUGACAAGAGCUCAACAACUAACAGUAAUAGGUUGGCUAUCAUGUCAAACUUCUAAAAAGGCUGUAGGUUUGCCAAUGCCUUCGAUGUUUUUUUGUAUUUGUUUGUAAAGGUCUAAUUGUUUGUUACUGUCAUACUGUGGGUAUUUACAAUAUAAAUGUAAUUGUAUUACAUUUAUGGUAUUAUCAAGAGAUGAUUGUACUUCAGAGAUCUAUAUGACACUGUUGGAUUCAUUGCUCAAAAUAAAUUAAAUUGUAUUAUGACAUGGGCUUGUAUCUUUAAUGAAAACAAUU